Molecule: messenger RNA, 1504 nt
Organism: Eupeodes corollae
Lineage: Eukaryota; Metazoa; Arthropoda; Insecta; Diptera; Syrphidae
Product: meiosis-specific nuclear structural protein 1
Exons: 3
Coding region: 111-1460 (449 amino acids)
Biological process (GO): cilium organization
Cellular component (GO): motile cilium
Source: RefSeq, a predicted model, not a curated record
UUUUGACAGGUGUUCAAAAAUUACAAUUUUUAUCGAUCAAACAAACGAAACGAAAAAUUCAAUUCAAUUUUCAAAAAAUAUUAACUAAUUUGUAUUACAACAAGAGCAUCAUGUUCCAAGAUAAAUGCCGAGUCACAUUUCAAGACACGAGAAGACAUAUUAAAUUCCAAAACAAUAACUUCAUACGAAGAAUCAAUGAAGAAGAUCAAAAGGACAAAAAUAUUCAGGAAGCAUUGAUGCGGAGCACCGAGGAGAACAAAUAUGUGCGACAAGUUAAAGAUUCUGUUCAAAUUUGCAGUGAACUCAAAGAAGAUGCACGAAGAAAAUUUCUCGAUGAAAAACGACGACAGCAAUUGAGAGAGAAUAGCCAGGAGCUGAAGGAGUUGGAAGUUCAACUGCGAGCAGCUUACAUAAAGAAAGCCGUAGCUGCUCAGAUCUAUGAACAGCUAUCUCUCAAGAGACAGCGUCAAUCUGAAGAAAAAGAGAUUAAUCUGAAGCUAGAGCAAGCUCGUCUUAGGAGUGAUGAAGCUGUAAGGAAGCUCGAAGAAGAAAAACGAGCUAAAAGUGCAAUUUUCAAGACAGAGCUUCAGGAGCAAAUAGCAAUGUCAAAUGCCCAACGAUCGGCCAAAUAUGAAACUCUCCUGAAAGAGAAGGAACGCAUGCAAGAGGUCGUGAGAAAGUGCAAAGAAGAAAAGUUGAAAGAAGAGCGUGAAGCUGCCGAGAAAAAAAUCAGGGUCAAAACGGAUAUGGAGGAGUGGAACAAGGUUCAGGAAGCAGCAAAAGCAGCUCAAAAUCAAGCUUCUGAUAAUGAAAACGAAAGGAUUAUGGAAUUGCUUAAGGAACGCGAUAGGGAACUAGAAAGAGCUAGACAAGAAAAAUUGAAGCAACGUCUUCUCAAAGAACAGAUUAGCGAAAGAAUUGGACAGGAAGUAAAUGCGAUUCAGUUAGAACAAGCCAAAAGCAGGGAAUACCUAAUAGAGCUUCUCAUUGACGAACGCCAAGCCAAAGAGGAGCUUGAAAUGCGUGAAAUGUUGAAGAAAAAAAUGCAACAAAGAACUGCUACCGCAAUCCAAUUGCAGCAAGAUCGUGAAGAAAAAGAGCAACGGAAGAUAGCAGAGAAAAAGCAAGAAGAGGAAUACUUCAACGAGCAAAUGCGUUUUCUAGCUGAAAUGGAUAAGUUGGAACAGUUGUCAAAUGAAAAACGAAGAAGGAAGCAACUAGAACACCGCAGAGCUCUGCAGAAUGCUUUGAAUGAAAAAAAACGUCUCAAGGCUGAGCAAAUGAAAGAAUUUCUUAACGCUAGAGAAAAGGAACUCAAAGAAGCUGAAAAAGAUGAGCAACUUGUUCAAGAAGAACGGAUGCGAAUGAUUAAACAACAUGCACCUGAUCUGUUGGGAUUUUUAGGACCAGAUGUAUUACGUGAGUCGGACAGAAAUCUUAUAUCGUUGCCACCAAAAUAAUUCUUUUGUGCAUUUUUUAAAUUUUAAAUAAACUAUAUCAUAUA